Messenger RNA from Rhincodon typus (whale shark), 3330 nucleotides. RefSeq names its product transmembrane protein 200A (gene tmem200a). The coding region runs from base 1313 to 2776 and encodes 487 amino acids. The record is from RefSeq and is a predicted model, not a curated record. The transcript is spliced from 4 exons. NCBI's taxonomy places the organism in Eukaryota, Metazoa, Chordata, Chondrichthyes, Orectolobiformes, Rhincodontidae.
CCGUGUAAGGAAAGCAUCACGUGGGGGACUAAAAGUCCCAGUUUUCUUUGCUGUCUAACACCUCCAAAGUCAGCAUUUAGUCUGAGCUUUCCAGCUAGCCAGGGGAGAAGAGACUCUGGGCGUAAAACUCAGUCUAAGCAAAUACUGCCAAGCGCGGAUCGUGCCGCUCCUUUGUCUAACCGCCUGGAAAGCGCCCAGAGCUUGCUUCAUUUUGGGAAUAGCUGCAAGCUCAAGUCCACGAUGACCGAUAAUGAAAGCGAACGAAGGGAGUCAGAAGUGUUGAGCAACAAACUAAAGGGUUUCUAGUCGUUCCGAGCAAUAGCAGGACACCACGGCUGCGAGAGAAAGUUAAAACGAUGCAGAUGGCACUCUAAGGAGCUCGAUCCACUGAACAGAUUCCAUUGGACAUCGGAUUGCGCUCCGCUGAACGGAUCCCUUCUUUCAGUUUCAAGCUGUCGACACAGACUGGAUUCUAUCCCUCCACAGGAGCCCGCUCUUUCCUCCAGUGAUCCGAAUUAGUGUACCAAAGUUGAAAAGGGAUUAAGUAUUUGCCUCCUUGAUCAGUCAGUAGGAUCAUUCUAAGGACCUGGAACCAAUGUCCAACAAAAUUGACUGCCAUGAGAAUGCUUAUGAAAUACUUCCAGCACAUGCCAUGUUAUUGUGUUUGUUAAUAAAGCCUCAAUUCCGGGUGUUUACUGAAAGUCCUGUAAACACUGAGAAAGCUAAGAUCCUGUUCCAACCACUUUCUACAGCAAAACAUCUACACUCCCCCAAUCAAUUGAGAACAAUAUUUUCCAUAUCUUAGGAACCUAUUCUGAACAAAUGCAAGUAUAGACUGAAAAAUUCAUCUUCGCUUCCAUUGUGCAAGCUUGGGCUUCAGAUGACUGAGAAAACAUAUUUGAGGACCAGCAUCGUAAGUCCAUGGCCACAGCUUACUGGGCAGCCGUGAGCCCUGUACUUCAAAUGCUUCAGGAUUUGGACAACCUACAGCAGGCAUCUUAAAGCACUGGAGACGUAUAAUCUGGACGUAUCCAUGUUGUUAUCUUUGCAAAAUCCUCCAAAUCUGGAGACAAGAAAGGCACCAACAGCAUCCCCUCCUACGUUAACACCAAGGUGAUAAUCAAUCAAAAACAGCUCAUCUGGGCAGGUCACAUCAUUCAUAUGUCUGAUACCAGAGUCUCAAAACAACUUUUCUAUUCCAAACUCGUUUUUCGCAGUAGACUCCCGGGAGGAUUUUGGCAAAGUUUUUACAAUUACAACGAAACAUCUCUGAAGAAGCCAAAUAUACCAGUCCAGGGGAGAAGACAACACCAUGAUAGCUACAGGGGGUGUAAUAACAGGACUGGCAGCCCUGAAAAGACAAGACUCAGCUAGAUCACAGCACUUUCAUCUUCCUCCUCCAUCCUCUGCUCCAGUGAAAAGGAAACCCAAACGUAAGCCCAAAGCCAACAUUGUCGUAGUGAGAGGCAAAAUCAGACUCUAUUCACCUUCAGGAUUUUUCCUUUUCCUUGGAAUUUUAAUUUUGAUGUUUGGGAUUGCAAUGGCAAUCCUUGGUUAUUGGCCACAAGAAGCAGAUAAGAGAUAUCCUGUAGCUUCGAAAUCUGAAAUUCCAAACAAUGGGUCCCAUGUAACAACAGACCAUGCUGGAAUAUUAAUGGAGUUUUUUGAGCAGCACUUACACUCUGAUAAAAUGAAAAUGAUUGGCCCUUUCACCAUGGGGAUAGGGAUAUUUAUAUUUAUUUGUGCUAAUGCCAUACUACAUGAAAAUAGGGACAAAGAAACCAAAGUGAUUCAUAUGCAAGAUAUUUAUUCCACAGUUAUUGAUAUCCAUAGCCAAAGAAUUAAAGGGCAGAGACACAUGAAUGGGGCUUGGAUUGGCCAAUCUGGGGAUUCUGAUGCCAAAUGUUCUGACAAUCAAUGUGCUGCUAAACUGGCUGCUAAUGUAUUGUUGUCAUUUUCUGGGUCAUCUAAUGAUGGAAUCACUCCACACAAAUGGAAUACUUACGAGGAAGAGGAUGGACUGCCUAAGAAUAUUAUUACACUCUUACACCCAAAAAACUCAACAUCAUCAGGCUCCAGCAGUAGGCAACAGACAGAAUCUCAAAGAGAGAAGUGUACCUAUCCUAAAAAGUGUGAGACUAAAUCUAUUGUUUCAUCUUCUCUCAGUGCUUUCACACUUCCUGUUAUUAAACUUAAUAACUGUGUGAUUGAUGAGCCUGAACUUGAUAAUAUCACAGAGGAUUCUGACCUCAGUAAAGGCAGGGUUAGACAUACAUCUAUGACAUCCUUAACAGUACUGUCAACUGAUAUUAAUGAUUUCUAUAAGCCACCGAAUCCACGGUUGUUAAGAAGUAACAGCACAAUAACAGAUGGAAAACCACCCACCAUAUCUUCUGGUGCAUCCAUGGGAAGAUUUCUAUCACCAAGUUUCCCCAAGAAAGAAUUUGGAUCAAACACUUCACUUCACAUGUUGUCCUGUCAUUCAAAGUCUUUGGACUUGGAGGGAGGUCCCUCAACACUCACGGUGCAAGCAGAACAAAGAAAGCACCCAAGCUGGCCAAGACUUGAUCGCAGUAACAGCAAGGGCUAUGUGAAACUGGAAAACAAAGAAGAUCCAAUGGACACACUACCCGUUCCACAGGCUAGUGUAAAAGGCAGUUAUACAAAUAAAGAGAAAUUACUUAUGAUCUCAAGAUCCCAUAAUAAUCUAAGUUUUGAAAAUGAUGAAUUUUUAGAUAACAAGUUACGGCAUGGAGCUUCAGAAACAAGGUUUUGAAGGAGCAUUGGUUUGUAUCAUGUGUUUAUAUUUUAAGGCACUUCUAAGAAAUGUAUUUACGUGAGAAGUGCAUGUCUAUUUUGAAGAGAUGUUAUUUUCAGUACAAAUUAAAGAUUGAAUACUUGUAGAUUGUGAUCAGAACUGGCAUCUUUGCAUCUAUGGGAAUUCUUUUCAUGCUGGUUUGGAGUGUCGCAGACAUAUUUCAUGCUGUGUUUGUCAGUUCUGCAUUAACCAGCGGCUCAGGUAUUGGCCAAAUUCAAAUCUCAGUCCAGACAGACAAUAACACCAGAAUGGCAUUUAGAUUUAUUGUUCAUCCCUGAUGAAUGGACAGGAUUUACAAAUCUAAAGUGUGAGUGGCAUUAAAUCAACGCAAAGCAAGUAUUAUUUUAAUGUCUAUUAAAUUGGGAUGGGAGUGUUCAUUCUUUGAGUAACAAAGCUUGAGUCUGUGUAUUGGACCGUAUUUUGGCAGGUAUUUUCCUAUUAAUGUCAUAUUAGUGUCCUUAAUAUACAUUUUGCUAUUUUUGGAACAAAAUAAAAUGUGCAUAUCAUAUGAA